AUGUCUAUAAGGAAUGAAGACAAUCACUCCGAUAGUGAUUCAGAUCUUGAAGAAAUGAAGUGUAUUAGUGCAAUUGAUGGAACUCAUGUUUCUGCUUGGGCACCAACUCAAAAGCAAACCGCAUAUCAUGGCUGGGAAGGAACUGCAAAUGACUCUAGGGUGUUCAUAGAUGCAGGUAUUGUUGUGGAUGUUGGAUAUUCAAACAUGCCUGGAUUCUUGGCACCCUACCGAGGUGAGAUAUAUCAUUUGCGUGAUGAUAGAGGACCUCGACGAGCACCAAGAGGUCCUAUGGAAUUGUUGAGCUAUAGGCACUCCUCAUUAUGUAAUGUAAUUGAGCGAUGUUUUGGUGUUUUGAAAGCUCUUUUUCCAAUUUUGAAAUUGAUGCCUAAUUAUCCUCCUAGAAGGCAACGACAAGUUCCUAUUGCAUGUUGUGUGUUACAUAAUUUUAUAAGAAAAGAAGCUGGUCGUGAUAGGAUGAUCAAAGAUUUCCAAGUUGAAGACAUGAUCAUUGACUCAGAAAAUACAACACCACCGUUAGAUAUGUCAGUAGGAAAUAUUGCACAAAUGUACGACAUUAGAGACAAGAUCGCAACGGAUUUGUGGCGGGAUUUUAUUUAA
Messenger RNA from Prunus armeniaca (apricot), 618 nucleotides. The record is from the annotation of a GenBank genome assembly. Lineage: Eukaryota; Viridiplantae; Streptophyta; Magnoliopsida; Rosales; Rosaceae.